Messenger RNA from Klebsormidium nitens, 4534 nucleotides. NCBI's taxonomy places the organism in Eukaryota, Viridiplantae, Streptophyta, Klebsormidiophyceae, Klebsormidiales, Klebsormidiaceae. The record is from the annotation of a GenBank genome assembly.
AAACAAACCAUGCGCGUUUGGGCAUGCCGCAUCAUGUGCAAACCGGAGUCAAAAGAAACCAUGCGCGCGCUCUCGGCGCGAGUGGUUCCUGACGCUGGCUUUCAUGGUGGAGCCUGCCAGCGCUGAGCCAUUGGGAUUGUGCAACUCGAGUACAUCCUGCGCUUUGCAGAGGGGGUGAGGGUCGCCCAUGCAGGGCUGUUGAUUCGACCCGCCGGGCCCAGGGCAGUAUAGUAAACUGGCAGCGGGGACGGAUGGCGACUUUACAGAAGAUGCUCGCCGGAAGAAGGCGGUCUGCAGCCAUUGUUUUAGGCGUAGCCGCCAGUGGGGGGUUGGUCUACUACCUUGCCAAAGAGAAGGCAGCACAGGCCAGGAGAGUUGCGAAGUUGAAAGCUGCUGUAAGCGAGGGUGGGGAGAAAGGGCUGGGAAAGCCACAUGCAUUGGGAUCAUCCAGCCGAAGGAAGGGUGGGGGCAGGCGGAAGGGGGGGAUUACAGCGGUGUCGUACCUGGGUGGCAUACUGCUUGCCCAGAUGGGCCGCAGGGGCAUGGGCAACCUGGUGAAACUGGUCGCUAUUGCAGUUCUCCGCACUGCCUUAAGCAACCGGCUAGCACGCGUCCAAGGGUUCCUUUUCAAGACGGCCUUUCUGAAGCAAGUGCCCCAGUUUGUGCGCCUCAUUACGGAGAACAUCAUUCUCUGCUUCUCCCAGUCGCUCAUCGACGCAACAACCCGGUAUCUGCGAGGCCGGCUGCAGCUGGCGUGGCGGCAGACCCUGACGGAGCGCAUCACGGGGGACUACUUCCAGAACAUGACGUACUACCGCAUGAGCCACGUGCACCAGGUGGUCACCAACCCCGAGCAGCGCUUCGCCAGCGACAUCCCCAAGUUCUGCACCGAGCUCAGCGACCUGCUCGUCGAAUGCAUUAACGCUGUCAUUGAUGGCUCCUUCUAUACCUACCGCCUCUGCUCUUACUCGGGCGUCAAAUACGCACUCGGCAUCUUGGGCUAUGUACUGGGCGCAGGCCUGAUCACGGGUGGUUUAUCUCCUCCGUUCGGAAAGCUGAUGGGCGAGGAGCAACAGCUGGAGGGCGACUACAGGCACCUGCACGCACGCUUACGCACGCACUCGGAAAGCAUCGCAUUCUAUGGGGGGCAGGACAGGGAGGCUUCUACUAUAAGCGCGCGCUUCCGGCAACUGAUUCGGCACCACUCGGCGGUGCUGCACACGCAGUGGUGGUUCGGCUGCAUCCAGGACUUCGUGCUCAAGUACUGCGGGGCCACGUGGGCGGUGGUGCUCAUUAUCGGGCCGUUCUUCGGAGGCAAUCUACGGCCCAGCAGCGACACGCUGGGCCGCGCCGAGAUGCUGAGCAACAUGCGGUACCACACCAGCGUCGUCAUCUCGCUGUUCGGGGCGGUGGGCACGCUCGCGGGCAGCUCCCGCCGGCUCGCCAGGCUCAGUGGGUACGCUGACCGCAUCAAGGAGCUCAUGUCGGUGGCUCGGGAGCUGCGGCAGGCCGGGCAAGCGGAGCUGGAAGGGGCGGGCAGCAGAUUCGUGGAAGGGAACAGGAUCGCCUUCGAAGAUGUCAAGGUGGUCACCCCCGCGGGCACCGUUUUGGUGGAGGACCUAACACUAGACGUGGAGCCGGGGAGUAACCUGCUGAUCACGGGCCCCAACGGCAGCGGCAAGAGCAGCCUCUUCCGGGUCCUGGGGGGGCUCUGGCCGCUCGUCGCAGGCCGCAUCCACAAGCCGGGCAGCAAGGACGUUGACGGCCUCAGCAAAAACAUAUUCUACGUCCCGCAGCGGCCCUACACCGCAGUCGGCACGCUGCGGGACCAGCUGAUUUACCCGCUGACGGCGGCAGAGGAGGAGCAGCCGCUGAGUGCGCUGCGCAUGCAGGAGCUGCUGGCGAUGGUGGAUCUCGAGUACCUGCUCGGCCGCUACGGGCCGGACGAGGAGGUCAACUGGGGGGAGGAGCUGAGCUUGGGGGAGCAGCAGCGGCUGGGCAUGGCGCGGCUCUUCUACCACGAGCCCAUGUUUGCCAUCUUGGACGAGUGCACCAGCGCAGUCACGACCGACAUGGAGGAGCGCUUCUGCCACAAGGUCCGCGAGAUGGGCACCAGCUGCGUGACCAUCUCGCACCGCCCCGCGCUGGUCGCGUUCCACGACAUCGUGCUCGCGCUCGACGGGGAGGGCGGCUGGAGCGUGCACAACAAGAAGGACGGCGUCUCGCGCUCCUCCUCUACCGCAUCGCUUACCGGCAGCGGCCUCGCGUCGACGUCCCCCAAGCUAGCCGGCCUGGGAGCGGGCGACGACCUGGCGCUCUCGGACCGGAAAGCGGACGCCAAGAACAACCUCAAGGCGUUCUCGUUCAGAAAGCUGGAGGAAGAAGAGGAAGUCGAGAAGAACUACCGCGGCCGUCUGCUGGCCUGCUCGCCCGCCCCCGACCCUCUGGCCCUGGUCCCGAUCGUCCCCGUUCCCAGAGCGGAGCCCCGGCCCACGUGGGCGCGGCUACGCACGCUGUUCCGCAUCCUGGUGCCACGUGUCCUGGACGGACAGGGCGCGCGCAUGGCGGCGCUGGCGGGGCUCGUGGUGGCGCGCACCGCGCUCAGCGACCGCAUCGCCAGCCUGAACGGGACGUCCGUCAAGAACGUGCUGCAGCAGGACCGCCGCGCCUUUGCGCGCCUCAUCGGGAUCAGCGUGUUGCAGAGCCUCGCGUCUGCUAUCGUCGCACCCUCGCUCAGGCACCUGACGAACAAGCUGGCGCUGGGGUGGCGGCGGCGUCUGACGGAGCACCUGUCCGGGUUCUACUUCCGCAACCUGGCGUUCUACAAGGCGACCCACUUAGUAGAGACGGUACCGGACGCGGACCAGCGGCUGACGGUGGACGUCGACAAGCUGUGCCAGGACCUGGCGGGCCUCGUCACGUCCAUGGUCAAGCCCGUUGUCGACAUCGCAUGGUUCACCGCGCGCAUGCACGCCCUCACCGGCCGCACCGGCGUUGGCCUCCUGUACGCGUACAUGAUCCUGGGCUUUGGUUUCCUGCGCGCCAUCACCCCCAACCUGGGCGCGCUCACCAGCAAGGAGCAGGCGCUGGAGGGCGCCUACCGCUUCCUGCACUCCCGCCUACGCACGCACGCUGAGUCGGUCGCCUUCUUCGGCGGCGGUGACAGGGAGAAGGCCAUGGUGCAGGGCCGGUUCAGCUCGUUGUUGUCGCACUCGCGCACGCUGCUGCGCGUGCGGUGGGCGUUUGGCGUGGUGGACGAGUUCGUGACGAAGCAGCUGCCGCACAACGUCACGUGGGGCCUCAGCCUGAUGUACGCGCUCGGGCACCCCGGCGACCGCGCCGACACCGCAGUGCAGGGGGCGCUCGCGCACGACCUGCGCUUUCUCGCCUCCGUCGUGUCGCACUCCUUCCUCGCCUUCGGGGACCUCCUCGAGCUCUACAGGCGGUUCCUGGAGCUGUCGGGCGGGGUGACCCGCGUGUCGGAGCUGCUGGAGCUGCUGCAGGAGGCGCAGCACGACGAGGAGGCGCCGCUCGCGCACGUGUCGCCCUCCCCCAGCGCGCUCGAGCUGAUCGAGGCGUCGCGCGGGCCCGCCCUCGAGAUGCUGUACGCCACGCGCGGCUCCCCAAAGGACGAGAUUGCCUUCACGCAAGUCGACGUCGUGACGCCCAACCGCAAGAUGCUCGCGCGCAAGCUCACGCUGCGGAUACGCCCCGGCAAUGCGGUCCUCGUCACGGGCCCCAACGGCAGCGGCAAGAGCAGCAUCUUCCGCGUGCUGGGCGGCCUGUGGCCGCUCGUGUCGGGGCGCAUCUCCAAGCCGGGUGUGAACGCGGCGACGGGGCUGAGCAAGGACAUCUUCUACGUGCCCCAGAAGCCGUACACCGCCGUCGGCACGCUGCGCGACCAGCUCAUCUACCCCCUCACCGCCGACGAGGCCGCGGCCGAAAUGCAGCAGGCCGAGGAGAGGCGCGGCGGCGGGGCCACCGCAGGCAGCCCGGUGGCGGCGCUGGACGAGCGGCUCCACGCGGUGCUGGAGGACGUGAAGCUGGCGUACCUGCUGCAGCGGGAGGGCGGCUGGGACGCGACCGCCAAUUGGGAGGACAUGCUCAGCCUCGGGGAGCAGCAGCGGCUCGGCAUGGCGCGGCUGUUUUUCCACCGGCCUAAGUUCGGCGUGCUGGACGAGUGCACCAACGCGACGAGCGUGGAGGUGGAGGAGUACCUGUACCGCACCGCGCAGACGCUCGGCAUCACCGUCAUCACCAUCUCACAGCGACCGGGUUUGAUUCCCUACCAUAGUAUGGAACUCCGGUUAGUAGAUGGUGCAGGAACUUGGGAACUGAGGACUAUCAACAAAUAGGGCGCAUUUUAUCUUUGGGCACGCGGUUGUCACCAAAUGUACAGCUGUGUGAAUUUGUCACAAUCAACAUUGUCAAGCUUAUGUACAUUGACUGAGAUCAACCUUGGCUUGGCCAUCGCAGCCGAUCGAGGCUUUGCUCUGCCAGCCUGCACCUGUCACGUUACACAUGUAAUCUGUGG